Molecule: messenger RNA, 7504 nt
Organism: Podarcis lilfordi (Lilford's wall lizard)
Lineage: Eukaryota; Metazoa; Chordata; Lepidosauria; Squamata; Lacertidae
Source: the annotation of a GenBank genome assembly
GGGGCUACACCAAAACGAAAGCCGGCAGGGGAGCGUACGGAGACGAAACCAUUGGCGUUCCGAAAUGUCCCUCUUCCCCGGGGAAGGGGCGGGAGCGCAGUUUUUAAAGAGACAGGCAGACAUUUUCCUUUCCGAACCUGAACAGAGUAGCUGAAGGUUGCGGAAACCGGGGGAAGCUGCGUGCAUUGGGCCAAAGCAGGAAGGCAGAAAGCGGGGAGCGGGAGUCUCCGAGUCCAUCGUGAGGAAGAGAAAGAGCGGGUGGGCGCUGCGUGGUCCGAGCGUUGCAUCGGGGCUGGAGCGGGGUUUGCAAGGAGGUUCCGCCGCCGGAGCAACAGCUGGCCGCGAGAUGAAGCAAGAAAACAUCUUCCUCUUCGUCCCCAACCUCAUCGGUACGUUCCCCGGGGUCCCGGGCGGGGGAGAGGAGGAGGCUGCGAUCCUGAAACACGUCGGGCUGCGCGCGCCCCAUCCACUUAAAAGCGCUAUGCUUCUCCUCCCCGAAAUGCUGGGAAGUGUAGUUUACCCGGCACGGACUUUUUAGCCCUUGCAAACCACCGUUCCCAGGAUUCAUAUGUGCUUUAAGGAUGCUUUAAAUGGAUGGUGUGUGUGUGUUCGCAUCCUGAAUGAGUAGACCGGCUGGAAUGAAUGGGGGCCUCGUUAGUCACGCCCAUUAAUCUCGAUGAGGCAGCCCUGCUGUGGCUAAUGGUGUAAUCCAUGAGCCCCGGGAAGAGCCUCAUCAACCCAGCUGAACUGCACAGGGGGAGUCGCUUCUGUGUAAACGUGCUUAGGGUGGGGUGCUGCGAUGCUCUUCCAGGGAGGACAGGCCUGGCCCAGGAGACCUGACCUAGUUCUGGGCCUCUCGAGAUGUUCAGAAGCAGUAAGAGCUCCAAAUCCCGGUGCUGGGAGACAGACACAGGUGGGUGAAGGCUCCUUGCCUUCAUGCUUCGUUUACAGACUUCCCGAAUGCAGCCUGGAAAACCGGGUGCCGAUGCCGGACUAGAUCGACCUUUGGUCUGAUCUCGCUUGGUAAAAGCUGAGAAGUGCCUCGUGCUCCGGCCCCUUCCCCGCCUCCUUUGCCUUGCCUCCGGGCCUUCUGCUUCAACACUCCCCUCUAUUUCCUGCCCUGUUAUUUUCACAAGUGUUAAUCUGCAGCUGAAGGCAGCAGCAGCAGCAUCUAGACUGUCUCCUCCAGAUCAGAUGUGACAGGCAGGCAGUGACUCACCUGACUCUUGUAGGCUCAGUCUGGACCCUUUCAUUUCUUACAGUUGAUUGUAGCUUUCAUUGCCAAAAACAAAAGAGGAGAAGGGUGUUUCUAAAAUAGGGAGUCUGUUUCUCCUUCUCUUCAACACUCCGGAAGCAAACAUUACUGAUCUUUGAGUGACUCUUGCCUAGAUAUCUGGGGAUGUGGGGUUGUGGGUAGCAAAGGAGGGGAACCAACUAGAAUUUGCAUGACCCAUUUCCCCAGUUUUCUGAGGGCUGCAGGGCUUGGGGGUUAAAAGAUUCCAGGACAAAGUCUCAUUUUGCUUCCUUGUCCUUUGCAGGUUACGCCCGCAUAAUCUUCGCUUUUAUCGCGUUCUAUUUUAUGCCAACCUCCCACAUAAUAGCAUCCUUCUUUUACCUCCUAAGUGGUUUCCUUGAUGCCUUUGAUGGCUAUGCGGCUCGGGCCCUGGACCAAGGUAAGGCUUGUUUGCCUCAAGGCAGAGAGGGCUACAGGGUGGCUCAUACAAGCCAUACACUGAAAGCACAUGGCUUCGUGAGCAGCAAACUAUAGUUCCCAGGAUUCUUUUGGGGUGCUUUUAAAUGCAUGGCAUGUAUGCAUUCUGUGCGGUAUGGAAUAAUUUGUUGUGGUGUAAUGCAGUCAGUUUGAAUAUAUAUAUACAGAGAGAGAGAUAGAGAGAGAGUGGCUAACUGACCCUUUAUUAGUUGAAGAUGCUAGAGGAUGCACCUGAGACCUCCUGUGUGGGCAGCAUGUCUCCCACUGCUGAGCUGCAUUCCGUCCUCAGAAGACGACUGAGGUUGCCGUGUUGCUUAAGAGUAUGAGCUACAAGGUCCCUGGCUCAAAGCUUGGUUCAGGUUUGAGCUCACUGGGUGGCAGCCGGCAAGGAGCUAUCCCUCAGUCUUGCCCAUCCUCAGAACUGUACUUUGCUGCUGCUGCAACAAGGCGCUGCCUGCCUGAACCUCCCCUGCCAGCAGCAGCCACAAAGAAGGAGGGUCUGUGCCCCCCCCCACUUCCUCUUGCAACGCAGUGCUACUCUUUGCCUCACCCUCCCUCCCAGAAAUCUACAGGAAUAGUGCCUGGCUGUGGGGAAAACCCUCCAGAUCCGCAGCUGUAGCCAAAAGGAAGCUUGAGCUUUUCUUGCUGAGAUGGGAAGGUUUCACAAGGCUCUCGGUACUUUCCGUCUGUGUAAGCUGCACACCGAAACCUGUUGUUUUCAAGUGUGCCUGCCUGGACCACACAACUCAUGGCCACACAGCAGAAGCACAGCCGCCUGUGCCUGUCACCUGCCUGGGGCAGCAGAAACUUGUCAAGCACAUAGCAAGCCACAAAAUAGUAAUAAUAAUAAUAAUAAUAAUAAUAAUAAUAAUUUAUUAUUUAUACCCCGCCCAUCUGGCUGAGUUUCCCCAGCCACACUGGGCAGCUUCCAAUCAAGUGUUAAAAACAAUACAGCAUUUAAUAUUAAAAACUUCCCUAAACAGGGAAUAUAUGCAUUAAAACUUUGAUGGGUUGCGGGUGACGUGUGGCUGCAGUCUCUACUGUAUGCAUAGCUUCCUCCCCAUUGGUUUACAGCACCCUUGCCUUUCUAAUGUGCGCUGUUCUUCCCAGGCACCCGCUUUGGCGCCAUGCUGGACAUGCUGACGGACCGCUGCGCCACCAUGUGCCUGCUGGUGAACCUCGCUAUGCUCUACCCUGAAUCUGCCCUUUGGUUCCAACUCAGCAUGAGCCUUGACGUCGCCUCCCAUUGGCUCCAUCUCCACAGGUACCAGACUCUGCCCUCGAUGGCGGCACCAGAAGUUGCCUUGUACAAUAUUGGACGAUGAUGUCCAGGUCUGGCUCAGCCUCACCUGCUCUGACUUGCGGCAGGGUCUCGGGCUGAUAGGGAGCCUUUCGUAUUGCCCGUCUGCCUAUUCCUUUUAACUGGAGGUGCCGGAAACCAAACCUGGGGUCUUCUGCAAACAACCCAGAUGCUCUGCCGCUCAGCUAUGGUGCCUCCCCUGCUGGGAUAGAGAGGCGUGGAAGGGAAGAGAGGCUGAGCACUCCUGGCUCCCAUUUUAACUACCUUCUCUGCUCCCACCAGCACCGUGGUAAAAGGUGGGGAGAGCCACAAGACCAUCGACUUGUCAGGGAAUCCAAUCCUGCGGGUGUAUUACAGCUCCCGGGUGAGUGAUAAUUUCUUUAGAAAACUCUCUCUCUCUCUCUCUCUCUCUCUCUCUCUCUCUCCCUCUCUGAACUUUCUCUCCUUCUCUCUGAACUGUCUCUCUCUCUCCUUCUCUCUGAACUGUCUCUCUCUCCCCACCCCCCCGCUCCUGCUCCCUCUCUCUGAACUCUCUCUCUCUCUCCCUCUCUCUGAACUGUUCCUACUACAUUUCUCCAGGCUCCCAUCCCUUUUAAAAAAAAAGUAUGUUCAAAAGCUUUAUUGAACAAAUGACAAAACAAAUAAAGCAAGAAGAUUGGGGGGACGGGGACGUAGUAUGAUAAGCUACAAAAAAAAGCCAGAUCUUUCAGUAAAGGCAAAAGAAAUCAGAAUUGUUGGUGUAAGGCCGGUGUAAUUGAGUAAUUUUCUACUUCCGCUACGGGUUCUUUCCCCUUGGAAUCAAAAUAGAAAUAUCACUUGCUAUCACAUUUCCUCAAAGGCAUAAUACUGCCCCAUUCAUUCCCCUCCACCAUCAGAGUGUCUCGCAAUCUAUAUUGGGAGAUCCCUCCCUCUCUCCUAGUUCUGCCCCACUCUCCACCCCAAAUCUUGUAUUUGGAAGCCUUCUUGAAAAGUAUGAACAGAAAGGGAGGGUCCAUUCAAUGUCAUUAAAAAAUAUACCGCAGUACACAAUGAACUAUGGGAGAUUUAAUUUCCACUCGGUCCCCUGCAGAUUUAGCUGUCUGCUCAAAGAGGGUUUGUCGCCAUUGUAUCAUAUUUAAAAAGUUUGGAAAGUGUUUGGGAGAGUGUUUCAUAUUUCACUUCUGCAGCAUCUCCAUUGGCUUCCAGUCAGUUUCAAGGCCUGAUUUUUUUAAAGGGCUCUUUUGGAUCUUUUAAAGCCCUAAGUCAUCUGGUUCCAGGAUUGUUUGUAAUGCACUUUAUAUCAAAUGAUCCCAGUUGCAAAUCAAGAGUGGAUAAAGACAGUAAAUAAACUGUAAACACAUAAACACAGGGGUCAGUUGCUACACUAUUAAGUUGAUAAGGGUAACAAUUCCAGUAUGCCUGAGCAAAUUAACCAGGUCUUAAGCUAGUGCCAAAACAAAAUCAAAGUUGUUUCUGAGUUGUCUUCAACAGCAGCCCCACAUAGAGUGCAUUACAGUAAUCCAGUCAGAAGGUUAUUCGUGUUGCUGUAGCCAGGCUAUCUCUACCCAGAAAUGGCUGUAGCUGGAAAAACAACAGAAGUUGACCAAACGCAGCUUCAUUCCCCAAACCAGGCCUGAAACCAAUCUGGAAGGUGUCUAGAUAAUCCAUUUCCUCCUGAAACGUCUGGAGCUGCAUGAUCUCUCUCCUGAGCACCUUGAAAUAUGCCCAGAAAGGGGAUAUUUGCAGCUGGGCAGUAGUUGUCAUGCACCUCCAAGUCCAGCUUCCCAUAUGAGGCUGUCUGUAUCUUAAGAUCCCCCUCGGGGUCCCUGCCCUGGGGGAUCAGGGACUUCUCUAUGACGGCAUCAAAGCAAUAGAGCUCUCUUCCUAGAGAACCCACCUGACUCCUUCAUUGUUGGUCAUCAGACAGCAGGCCAAGGCUGCCCUUUUCUGCAAAGUGUUGGGAGUAUCCGACCACUGCCUGCUACUUAUAUUAAUUUUGUUUCCCUCUUGGAUUGUAGUAUUAGUAGUACCAGUUGUACUUACGUACAUGAUGCUGUACUGCAUGCUCGUAAGCUGAUUUAGCGGCGAUUUAGCACACGUUUUUGAAUAAACUAGCAGCCAAACAGAGCUGACAUUCUUAUGUGUGCAGUGGACAACUCAGGUAGCUUCUCUUUGCUCUCUUUUCUCUGGCCUGGUUUGACAUGCUUUCUCCUCUUCUUCCUCCUUCCAGACUGUCCUCUUCAUCAUGUGCGCUGGGAAUGAACUCUUCUACUGCAUGCUCUAUUUGCUGUGUUUUGGGGAAGGACCAGAAAGUGAGUAUAUCCUAAGCCAGAGGGACGAUGCCUAGGGGUCAAAGGGCAUUUCAAAGGACUCCUUCCUUACCCCCACCCCUUUUUUUAUUUUUCCAGUCCUGCCCGGACAGGCUGGUCUCUACCGCCUAGUCAUGUGGGUUUCUGCCCCCAUCGCCAUCACCAAGAGCCUCAUCAGCCUGGUCCACCUGAUCUGCGCCUCGUGUAAUAUGGCUGCUCUGGACGUCGCGGAACGCGCAAAGAGGAAGUAGCAUCAAACGACCCCAGCGGAGGGGCAGGAGCAUCACUCCCUUUCACGCUUGCAGUGGGACCAGCUUACCAUCCCUCGCCGUGACAGGGUUAGCCACUCCACUUGCACAGCUCUUGCUUGAUGCGAUGACCCCACCUUCCCACGAAUGCAUAGGAUGAUGGGAAUACGUCCUGCUCCUCCCGGCUCCCUCCUGCAUUCCCAUGAUGCUUUGCACUUAGGAGAAGAUUGGCUGGUAGAGAGGAAUAUUGACUUUGCCUGUGGGCUGAAAAGGAGGGAUUGGAUCGACCAUUUUGAGGGCAGCUAAAUAGACCUUCGUUUCCAGCUUUUUGGUUCUGUGCUUCAAAACUUGCUGUAUAUUUGGUUCAAAUUCAGCCACAAAAGAAGUACCUUUUCGUUUCCCAAAAGUGCAGGGGAGUAUUGCUCUUGAGUUAGGAGGCCAUAUCAUUCCCCAAAUUCCCAAGUAUAUCUAGGCCUGGGCAGUGAAUGAAUUGGCCAGUUGGUGGCCAUUUUAUUUGGAUUAUACAUUUGAAAAUGACUAUCCUAGGUUCUUGGGAAAGAAGCCCCAUUGAGGCUUGAGGUCUGUGUGCAGUAUUAUCCAUUUUAAGAUUAUAUCUGGCUGUAAAUUUCUGCAUCUACUUUAGCCGAUGGUCCAUGUUGCUUAGACAUGCUUGGCCGUAAACAGACAUUUGGAUCCUGCUCCCAGAUUCUCUUCUCUUCUCACAAUGCUUUGCUUGUGAGAGCAUCUGCAUUCCUUUUUCUGCUGUUGUUGGCUGUUUUUGCUACAUGGAGCUGUAGGCUUCUAAAUACCCUGGAGGAGCACAGGGCAUAGAGGAGCCAUUUUGUAGCAUUGCUAUUGAACAUUACCUUGGCCCGCUGUUUCUUCACACAACUUUCCCCAUCUUCUUUGCACGCAAUUUCGGACUGACCAUAGUUGAGAUUGGCUGUUCUUUCCCCCUCAAUCAUGCAUGUGCAAUUUUGAAAGAGUGCAGUAGAAUUCAAAUGUGAGGUAAACAUUGGGCAGUUUAGCAGCCAUCUUGCCCAGUCUGGCUUCUCUGUCCUUUCUUCCUCUGAAGGAAGGGCAAUUAUUUGUGGGUUUCUCCCCCUAUUUCUGAGCUCUUGGUAGUUCCCUGAGAUAUUCCUUGCACACCUAUCUUCCUCUUUUCCCUUUCCUCAAUCAUUUGUGCAUGAACAUAAGUUGCCAUAUCACACCACAGUUCUGUUUUCCUCCAUGUGAUUUUUUUGUUAUUAUCAGUGAUGGCUAGGUUUACAGUGACAUGGUAGCCAUCCUAGCCACUCCUCAGACUAAGUAGGGCCUUUGGCCCUCCAGAUGUUGCUGAACUGCAACUCCCAUCAGCCCCAGCAAGCAUGACUUGGGAUUAUGGGAGUUGUAGUUCAGCAUCAUCUGGAGGGCUAAAGGUUCCCGACAUCCACUUUAAAGCUUCCUUCUCUCAGCUCCCCACAAAAGCCAGUUCUUCCUUUUGACAAGAGGAGAGAGAGGUGACUGAUGAAGGGGACUGUGGAGAUGGGAUUUGGCGGCCAUCUUAGAAAAACCACCUUAAGGACCUGAAGUGACACUAAGGACUUGGCAGCUGUAUUGGAGCAAACCAACUUCAGGUAACUUGCCCCAUGUCUUCAUAUAUUGAGCCAAACUAGAUUAUUAUUUGCUAGAAACUUCCCUCAUCCAAAUGGUGCGGUGGGGGCAGAGGGACGCACAGGUGCUGAGGGUAAUUAUUGCUUCUGUGGAUUGUCGCGCGCUGUCUCCUGCCGGAUGGGGAGCAGUUGUUACCUUGCCAUGUCCUCUCCUCUCCUUCACAGCGUCACUGCCACAGCCUCACAACCCCCAGUGGUGUGUAAUUUGUAUGUAGGUUUUUAAAAAUUAAGACUUGGUGCAAUAAGACACCCCCUCUCAACGGAGUGGGAGUUGCUGUAAUAAAGACAACUGUGUAACCAUCUGA